Molecule: messenger RNA, 675 nt
Organism: Haemonchus placei
Lineage: Eukaryota; Metazoa; Nematoda; Chromadorea; Rhabditida; Trichostrongylidae
Source: the annotation of a GenBank genome assembly
AUGAAGUCUGUCGCUCUGCUUCGGUCUGUCUCCCGACUUGCGAGCAAAGCUGUGAGAGUGAACCUCGCUUGUCCUUUCAAUGUCACUCCUGAACUAUCCCAAGCACUGGCUAGAGAGAUCGAGGCGGAACAACAGCUAUCUCAAGAAAACCUUGGCGGAUCUGCUGCGCCUUCUUUCCCAGGUUUCAAGCUAACAACUAAGGAAGCAGAAGUACGCCUAACGAAGGAACAUGGAAAGGAAAGCAUUCUCGUUGUCUUCAACGUCAACCAUUCUGUAGAUAUGGAUGAAGGAUACGAAGAUGAAUUUCAGGCCGCUCCUGUGCCUGUUGCAUUGCCUCCAUUCACUGUUGAAAUUACUAAGGGAGACGAACGUCUGUGUUUCCACUUAGAACUCGUGGAAAGCGUUGACGUGCAAGGAGAAUAUGAUUUCCGGGUAGAGGAGUUCUACGUAGCACCAGCUGUCAAAGACGGUAACGAGGAUGUAGCUCCAGAAGUCUAUGCGAGCAGUGGCAAAUACAUAGACCCUGACUUGCACGAUUUGCUAUUUGUUCGUUACUUGGAAGAACGUGGGUUCGAUGCUCAGUUCUGCAAGACUCUCGUCGCCUAUGCUACGCAUUAUGAGCACUCGCAGUACGUGGGUCUACUCAAUAGGAUCAAAGCGUUCGUGUCGAAAUAG